CGCGAUGGAGCCGCGCGCUCGUGUAUUCAUGUGCGUCCUCAGCAUGGAAAACUAUGGCCUGAACUGUGUGCCCACACUUAAAUAUUAAUGGAUCUUCGACAAAUAAUUUCUGUGCAAUUUCUGCUGCUGAUUUCUGCAUUAGCGGACUCCGACAACGAAUAUGUCGAUAAUGGAGAUACCAACGUUGACUCCAACUCUUACAAUAAUGAAACGUUGGUCUUGCUUAAAAUAAACCGCCGCAUCAACAUAGAACGGACCUGCAACAACAGGCUAGAACAGCAGCGAGCCCAGAACCCUUCGUGGGGCAUUGGGAAUGGCGGGUGGUCAACGCAGCUUUUUUUCACUAUUACGCCGCCCGUUUUCUUCUCGCGAACAUUCACACCAACAGUUUUCAUCCCCACAACACCAGGCCUCUACAUUCCUCUCUCUACAAUUUUUAUAAAGACAAAAAAGCCUAAAACGAAAAAGACGACAACGCCGAAACCCGUAAAAGGGAAAACAACCACUGAGGCGACGACGAAAUCUGAAGACACAACGUCCGAAGAAACAACGUCAGUUACUUCGGAGGAAACAACCACGGUAGAGGCGGCCACUCCUGGCCCUUGCACACAGAUUAACUGUCCCAGUUACAAUUGCACCAAAGAUAAUGGAAAGUCGAUUCCUCCGCUCUUCAGCAACAAUGGCACUCAGUUUUUAGCAGCUCCGUCUCCAAACGGUCAACUCAGAAUAACUUGUGGACAAUUGUGGCUUUUUUCCACAAACCUGAAAAACUACACAGACGCAGCAUCGACUUGCUGCUCUAUGAGCAUGACUUUGGCCACUUUGAAGAACAGCACGGAAAUCAAUUGCCUUUCUGAAAUGGCUAAAUACGAUCAAUUUUUUACGGAUCAACCUCGGCUUUUCUGGACUUCGGGGGCAUCAUUUUCGUGCAACUACUCUUGGUGCCCGUCGAAUGAGACGAUUUCCCCAAACACCAACAUCUGGAUGUCCGGUUUUCCAAAAAGUUCCUUUGCCACCCCACCGAACCAAGACUGCGUUCGGGCGCUGAUUGACAAGGGAAAGCUUUCCUUGAACACCGACUACUGUUCCGCGCUGAAUUAUUACAUCUGCAAAGGUCCAGUGAGUCUGAUCGAAAACCAGGCCCUAGUGAGCUCGUGGCCCACAACCCCCGCCGCCUCCACAACGCCCAUCGCAACGACGACUACUGUCGCCCCAUGCGUGACACAAAAGUGUCCUGAGGCUAUGUGUAAAAGAGACACAAAUAGCUCGGUGUUUAUAAACAACGCAGGGCAAUUUUUAACAGUCCCCGCAGCAAAUGGUCAGCUGAAGAUAUCUUGUGGACGGCUUUACUUGUUUUCAACCAAUGUGAAAAGUUUGCCAGACGCGAUAUCGACGUGCUGCUCUAUGGGAAUGACGUUGGCGACUUUUGGUGACGUAGCAAAGCAAAAUUGCGUUAACGACCUUGCAAACUUUGACCCGGACUUUGCCGUUUCUCGUCAGUUGUGGACUUCAGGGGCCACUUCUUUUUGCAGCCUUCGUUGGUGCACGACCAACAUCAACGUGUCCAACGUGAACUGGAUGGCAAACUACCCGAAACCGGUCGCGCCUGCACCACCUGACCAGGACUGCCUGCGAUUGGUUUUAGGAAAGGGGGUCUCACUUUAUAACACGGACUCAUGCAAUAAUGUGAACAAUUAUGCUUGCGAGGGAGACAUCAGCCUUUUGCAGAGUACAGGGCAGGUGACAAACUGGCCUACGACAGGACCGACGAUCACAACCGUCCCACCCUGUCCUGUUGUUUGUCCUUCAUUCCAGUGCGCGAAAAAUCCGGCAUACUUCAUUGCAAACAACUCUGUAAUUAAUGUGGCACCAAAUUUCGGGAUUUUAAAAGAAACCUGCGGGAAGUUGUAUCUUUUCAGUAGAGCAUCUGUUUCUCAAACAGAGGCAAGUGUGGCCUGUUGCGAAAUAGGGAUGUCGCUGUUGUCUUUGGAUAACAAAGCUGAACAGGAUUGCCUGCAUAACUUAAACAAUGUCGACAUGAUGUAUUCGCCACGAGCAUUCUGGACUUCGGGAAGUCAGCGAGGUUGUCCAUUGAAAUCAUUCAAGUGGUGCUCGACAAAUGAGUCUUGGGAUCCUGGUACCCUGCAGUGGGCACCAGGCCAGCCCAACUACGCCAACGGAGUGCAGGAUUGCAUUCAGCUCACCAUGAACCCUGGCGCGACAACCAAUACCGUGCUCAACGACGAGUCCUGCUUCACACCUUUCAACUUCAUUUGCAAGGGGUCACCAAGCCUCCUUGGUACUGGCACCACUACAGCAGCACCACUGACGUGUAAUGCUUCAUGCCAGUACAUGAGCUGUGAAAAAGACCCCUCUUUGUACACACCAGAUGGACGAUAUCUCUCAGUCAAAAACGAAACUGGCAUAGUCAAAGCAGUCUGCGGACGAUCAAUUAUAUAUGGAAAUGAAUUAAAAUCAUACCAAGAUGCAAUGAGAUUUUGCUGUCAAGCACAAAUGAAAUUGCUCAGUUUUGAAACCUUUGACAAGUGGAGCUGUUUCUCAUCAGAAAUGAUUGGUCGGAAAUUCUGGGUUUCCGCCACCACCCGGAAUUGUCCUCGAAACUAUCGGUGGUGCUUGGAGAACCAGAUGUCUUAUGUGGGAGUAAACGAUAGCUUUUGGCGUCCGGGACAGCCCCAGGACGGAGGAAUUCUGGAAUGCACUCAGGUCAACCUGACCAUCACGGCGCAGAACUUUCUCAACGACGAAUCUUGCAUUUCAAUGGCGUACGCAGCUUGUGAGGGCAGUCCAACGCUCUUGUCUUGGUACGUGACCACGACGCCUGCACCAACGCAAGAUCCAAAUAACUGUUCCCCAGUAUGCCCUGCGCUGGUGUGCGAAAGAAAUCCAACGAACUACACGCGGGAUGGAAAAUUCAUUAAUGACACUACAAUGUCAGGCUUUUUUAAAGAAACGUGUGGCAAACUUUACUUCUUCAGUUCAUAUCAAGCAAGUCAUUUUGAAGCUUACAAAGCAUGCUGCGACUUGGGUUUGCGAUUGGUGAGCGUGGAAGAUCAGUUCAUGCACCAGUGUUUGGUCGAUCUAAAUAAUGCCCAGACAAAGUACACCGACAAGGUGUUUUGGACUUCAGGUAGUGACAAAGGAUGCCCGUUUAAAUUUAAAUGGUGUUCGACGGGCUCUUGGUUUUCCAACGUCACGGUCAACUGGCUACCAGGACAGCCGAACGACGCCUACGGUGUGCAAGAUUGCGUCCAGUUGACGCUCAGUGUCGGCUCGUGGAUGAAUAGUGCCUACAAUGACGACCCUUGCUCCUUCACCUACUCUUUCAUUUGCGAGGGUGACCGUGCUCUGUACAAAGAUAGCUCAUUUUACCAAACAACGUCGACUUCAACAACCACGACAGCAUCACCCGCAACAAUUACAACUCCCUAUAGUCCCUUCAAUUGCGACACAAUUUGUCCUUCGUUCACUUGCGAAAGAGAUCCCUUCAUAUUCAGUUCAGAUGGAAGAUAUUUAAACGCUUCUCGAAUUUCGGGUGAAGUUCGCGAAACUUGUGGCAAGUUGUACUACUUCAGUCAAACUCAAGAAACGUAUGCAGACGCGGCUUCCACUUGUUGCGACAUGGGCAUGAGUUUGCUCUCGGUUGAGUCAAACGCUGAGCACCAGUGUUUGGUCAACACGAACACAUUCAACACCCGAUACGUGAACAAAAUUUUCUGGACUUCUGGCAGUCAACGCGGGUGUCCCUUCAACUUCCAGUGGUGCACUGCACCCGUAAAAAUGUCUUUCACGUCCACUUCUAUCGCCUGGCUUCCCGGUCAACCAAAUAACUUGAAUGGCGUGCAGGACUGUGUCCAACUGACCCUAAACGCGGUCAACAUAAGCAGCAAUGGAUAUAAUGACGAACCAUGCGCCUACGCCAAUUAUUACAUUUGCGAGGGCGAUACCAAUUUGUUGUGGAAGGCCACGACAGUCUCUACCUCAACGACAACCUCAGCACCAACAACUUUGACCACCACUCCGGUGUGCAACGCUGUUUGCCCGCAAACAAAUUGUGAUAAAGACGCAAAAAUGUUCACUCCAGAUGGAAAAUACUUGAGUGAUUAUGUGACCACCUCAAAUACAGUCGGAAUUUUGGCUGAAACUUGUGGCAGGAUUUACUAUUUCGGCACCAAAUUGGUCUCAUCUUCCGAAGCAAACGCAAUUUGCUGCUCAAUGGGAAUGACCGCUGUUGCAGUGGAAACUUUUGACGAGAACAAAUGCAUCGCGGAAGUUUAUGGUACAUUGGGCCUGCCGACCAGAAUCUACUGGACGUCGGCCAGUCAGAAAGGAUGCAAUCUUUCCUUCAAAUGGUGCUCGUCAAACAUCACUUUUGGUCGGACUUCCAUAAAUUGGUUGCAAGGACAGCCGAACAAUUUGUACGGGGUUCAAGAUUGCGUCCAAAUGUCUCUGACGCAGGGCACUUCUGCAUCCGCGACCUUCAAUGAUGAUCCGUGUUCUUACUCUUACUAUUACACUUGCGAGGGUUCCCCAGCAUUAUUAUGGAAAAACAGCAACACAACAACAACAACCACAGUUGCUCCGUGUGUGGCAAGCUGUCCUCAAGUUAACUGCGACAGAGACUUCCGAGUUUUUACGUCUGACGGAAAAUAUUUAAACGAGCAAGCUUUGUCAGCUUCUGGCGUAUUGAGUCAAAGUUGUGGAAAACUUUAUUUCUACGGAAACAGGAUGGUCAGCGCCAGUGACGCCAACUACUACUGUUGCACAAUGGGAAUGACUUCCGUCGCCGUGGAAACUGGCGAGGAAAAUAAAUGCAUUGCCACUAGUUAUUCUCAAACUGGUCUUCCGAGUCGGUUUUACUGGACUUCAGCCAGCCAGAAGGGUUGCAAUUUGUACUUCAAGUGGUGCUCUUCGAACAUCACUUUCGGACCAACCUCCAUUAAUUGGCUCCAGGGUCAGCCGAACAACCUGAACGGAGUGCAGGAUUGCGUUCAAAUGACCCUGGCGGCUUCCAACACCCCACUGGCCUCCUUCAACGACGACCCUUGCACUUACGCCUACUACUAUUUGUGCGAGGGCAGUCUAUCACUACUGCAAAGGAGCGAAAAUCUUGAACAAUCGACCACACCUUCAACUCAAUCAAACUGCGCUGCUACUUGUCCAUCAGUUUUUUGUGAAAAAGAUCCUUCCUUAUACACAUCUGAUGGGAAAUUUCUCGCAGUUCCAUCGCCAAUUGGAGUGGUCAAAGAAGCCUGUGGGAAAGUUUACUUAUUUUCAUACAUACAGGUGACCCAAAGUGAUGCUGCAACAAUCUGCUGCGAAGCUGGAAUGAAUUUGGUAUCGAUCGAGACAUUUGCAGAGCACGAGUGCUUAACUCAGCUUAAUAACGUUGACAUGCGCUACUCGAGCAAAAUGCACUGGACCUCCGGCAAUCAGAAGGGGUGUCCGUUCAACUUCCGUUGGUGCCCCUCGAACAACACUUUCUCAAACUCGAGCAUCAACUGGCUGGCUGGACAACCCAACAAUCUGAACGGCAUCCAAGAUUGCGUGCAGCUGUUGCUGACCACCGGUGUGUGGACGGCGAGCGCGUUCAUCGACGAGGCGUGCACUUACUCUAAUUACUUCAUCUGCGAGGCUGAUCGGACCGUCCUGCAAAGUUACGCCUCCACGACCCCUCAGCCUACGUUGGUGACCACCACUGCCAAUCCAGCAAUGGUCACCAGCUGCCUGCCCAGUUGCCCGUCAUUCAUCUGCGAUAGAGACCCCACGUUUUUCACUGCUGAUGGACAGUUCUUAGCUGUUCCACCAGGAAUUGGUUCAGUGCAGGAAAUUUGUGGAAACUUAUACUUCUUUAGUACUAAUCAGCUUUCAUAUGCAAACGCUGGCGCUGCCUGUUGUGAUUUGGGGAUGUCUCUGGUCAGUGUUGAAAGCUGGAAUGAGCACAUGUGUCUCACCGAUUUGAAUAAUGCCAAUAUGAAAAUAAACGGCCGUUCGUACUGGACGUCAGGAAGUCAACAAAGCUGCCCUUUCAACUUCAAAUGGUGCACCUCACCAAACAACACGUUCUUCUACAACUCGUCCAUAAACUGGUUGGCCGGACAACCCAACAACGCUUUCAACGCGCAGGGCUGCGUUCAGAUGACCCUGGCAACAGGACCGGCGACGUCAACCACUUAUGACGAUCAGCCGUGCUCUUUUGUCAAUUAUUUCAUUUGCGAGGGCAGUCGGCUGCUUUUACAAGCAAACGCAAACAGAACCACGGUUUCGCCAACAACCACAACCGCCAGUCCUUCCACUUCAUGUUUACCAAAGUGUCCAUCUUACGCUUGCAAUCGAAAUCCCACUUAUUUUACACCAGAUGGUCUAUUUUUAAAUGUUCAAUCGUCAACUGGAAUUUUGCGCGACACGUGUGGAAAAGUGUACUUCUUUGGAAACAACUUUCUAGACUAUACGACCGCCGCCUCAACUUGCUGCGAAAUGGGUAUGGUGCUGUUGAGCGUGGAAACGUCCACCGAGCACCAGUGUCUGUCAAAUCUGAACAACGUUGACAUGUUGUGGAGCAGACGGAAUUUUUGGACUGCGGGCAGCGACUUGAACUGCCCAUUCAACUUCAAAUGGUGCACCUCGCCGAACAACAACUCGUAUUUCCAAAACACGACCAUCAACUGGGCAACAGGGCAGCCCAACAACGCGUUCGGACAGCAGUAUUGUGUUCAGCUCUCGCUUGCGACUGGAUUUGCUACGGCCAGCACGUACGACGAUCAGCCGUGCAAUUUCCUCACCUACUUCGCGUGCGAGGGUGACCUUACGUUGCUGCAAAAGUAUGGGCAAAACUUGACAACCACUACAAUAGCUCCAACUACCACCUGCAAACCAAAAUGUCCUAGUUAUCAAUGCGAGCGUGAUCCUUCACUUUUCACAACUGACGGGAGAUUCCUCAACGUUCCUACAGAGUUCGGUAUUUUGAGACAAAGUUGCGGGAGAUUGUAUUUCUUUUCAAAAAUUCAGGACUCCUUUGUAAAUUCCGCGGCGUCUUGUUGCGAUCUAGGAAUGUCCCUCCUCAGUGUUGAGACCCAAUACGAGCACCAAUGCCUGACCGACCUGAACAACCAGGACAUGAAGUUCUCGAACAAAUAUCACUGGACUGCAGGCAGCGACACUGGCUGCCCUUUCAACUUUUUUUGGUGCACAACAAACGUGGCCGUUCCGUCCAUCAACUGGAUGGCCGGACAGCCCAACAAUGCUUUCGGCCUCCAAGACUGCAUUCAACUGGCGCUGACCACAGGCACAGCCUUGACCAGCACAUACGACGACCAGCCGUGCACUUUUGCCAAUUAUUUUAUCUGCGAGGGAGAUCCGAUUCUUUUGUCCAACACCAGCUUGAUCACAACCACGACGCAGCCUCCGACCACCGUUUGUUUGCCUUCUUGCCCAACUUACAUUUGCGAUAGAGAUCCAACAUACUUCACAGCCGACGGGAGAUUUUUAAAUCUUCCUUCAAAUGUUGGAUUUGUACGAGAAACGUGUGGCAAACUCUACUUAUUCAGCACAAUUCAACUUAAUUACGCAGACGCGGCUGCCGCUUGUUGCGACGCGGGAAUGACUCUUUUAUCAGUGGAAACCGCUGCGGAACACGACUGCCUAGUGAAUUUGAACAAUGCUGACAUGCGCUACUCGAACCGAAUCUUUUGGACUUCGGGCAGCGACCAAGCCUGUCCGUUUAAUUUCAAGUGGUGCACGUCGACGUCGUUUUUCUCCAACAACAGCAUCAAUUGGCAACUCGGCCAGCCCAACAACGGCAGGGGUCUGCAAGACUGCGUGCAGGUGACCCUUAACACCGGGUCGUCAGCGCUGACCAAUUAUAAUGACGAGUAUUGUUCUUUCGUCAGCUACUUCAUGUGCGAGGGCGAUCGUUUGCUUUUGCAAAGCAACGCUCCUUCCACAACACCACAACCUACCACGACCACUACGACUGUUCCAACCACUAUUUGCACACCAAAGUGUCCAGCAUACACAUGUGAAAGAGAUCCAUCAUUAUUCUCUGCUGAUGGCAAAUCCCUUGUCAUACCUUCUUCUUAUGGCUUCUUGAAAGAGACUUGUGGACGUCUUUAUUUUAUUGGCAUAACACAGGAGAUUUAUGCAGAUGCCUUGUCCUACUGUUGCGACUAUGGCAUGACCUUGUUGAGUGUGGAGUCGAGUGCUGAGCACCAGUGUCUAUCAGAUUUGAAUAAUGGUGACGCGAGCAUGAAGUACUCGAACCGCAUUUUUUGGACUUCGGGAAGCGACCAGAACUGCGCUUUCAACUUUCGAUGGUGCUCGACUGGUGGAUUUUUCGGCAACUCGUCACUUAACUGGGCCUCCGGACAGCCCAACAACGGCAGAGGUAUUCAAGAUUGCGUCCAACUUACGCUGAACACCGGCGUGGCCACCAACAGCGUCUACAACGACGAGUCCUGCUCAUUUGUCAGCUACUACAUUUGCGAAGGUGACCGGGCGUUGUUGACAAAUGCAAAUUCGGUGACGUCUAUUACAUCCACUACGACUACCACUUCAACCACCACAAGACCGUGCACGUCUCCAGUUUGUGCGAGCAAUUUUGUGUGUGAUAAAGACCCGACACUUUUCACAUCUGAUGGAAGAUAUUUAAAUGUUCCAAUUUCAGUUGGAUAUUUGAAGGAAAUAUGUGGAAAACUUUAUAUGUUCAGUACAACCCAAGCUACAUUUCUAAAUGCCCUUUCUUUAUGUUGCGACGUUUCUAUGGAACUGCUCAGCGUGGAGAGCACUAUUGAACACACAUGCAUCACUGAUAUAAAUAAUAAUGAAUUACGAUUCAAUAACCGAGCACACUGGACGUCCGGGACAGACGCCGGAUGUCCGAUGCGGUUCCAGUGGUGCACUGGAGCCAGACAGACUUUCACAAACACGUCCAUCACCUGGGGUUUUGGGCAGCCGGACAACCAGUUUGGAAUUGAGGAAUGCGUCCAAUGGAAUUUGAACACCGGUGCCUGGACAACUAGCACCUUUUCAGAUGUGCCUUGCAACAACUUUUAUUACUACAUUUGCGAGGGUGACCCAGCGCUUCUCCUAAAGAACGCAGUAACAACAACCUCAACGUCCACGACUACCGCUCCAACAACCACAACAGCGUGUCAAAGUCCUCUUUGCUCGAUUCCUUCUUGCAAUAUAGAUACGAAUUAUGUUAAUGCCGAUGGAAGCUUGAAACCAAUUCCAAGUUCCAUUGGCUAUGUGAAGUAUGCGUGUGGCCGGCGCUAUUUCUUCAGUACCCUUCAAAGAAUAAAAACUGAUGCAGCCCUGAUUUGCUGCGUCCUUGGAAUGAAGCUAGUUAGCAUAGAGACAAAUGCAGAACUGACCUGUCUCUCAAAUUUAAAUAAGGCCGAUGCCAAUUUGAAUUCCAGCCAGUUCUACUUGACUUCAGGCACGGACGAAAAUUGCCCCUACAAAUACACGUGGUGCGGCACGAACACAAAAUUUUCGGACACCGCCUGGUACACGGGUCAACCUGAUAAGUACCUGCCACCUGAAAAUUGCAUCAUUGUCGCUCUGAAUAUUGACACGGCGACACAGAGAGGCUAUAGCGGCCUGCUUGACACUUCUUGCAAUACAAACUUUAAUUUUAUAUGCGAGUAAUUUUUUGCAGUAUUUUGUAAAAUUAAAUAGAGUCGUAAUUUUUUUUUCUGAUCCAACGCAAAUUAAAUUUAUUUCGACCUAACAUUUUCGCGUGACGAUUGAGCCUGACCGCUAGGGUGGCUACGACUAGUGAGAACUGCUUGGCAGGAUGCUGGAAUGGCCCUUCUAGAGGACAGAUCAGAGCCAGCCUAACUCGGUGUGAUUUCCAAAAAUUUGGAGUUUGUGCUUGUUUAGGAAGCCUGUGCGGCGGCCAGCUUCUUCUUCAGGGACUCGGGCAUCUCAGGUGGGGGAGGACGGGGCAUUCGCAGCCAGACCUUGACAGCGUCGUAGAUGAACCAUUGGGCGGCAGUCAGGGUACCGAUCAUCACAAUCCUAGGCGCCAAUCCCUUCCA
Molecule: messenger RNA, 10058 nt
Organism: Neocloeon triangulifer
Lineage: Eukaryota; Metazoa; Arthropoda; Insecta; Ephemeroptera; Baetidae
Exons: 80
Coding region: 88-9666 (3192 amino acids)
Biological process (GO): biological process involved in interspecies interaction between organisms
Cellular component (GO): external side of plasma membrane
Molecular function (GO): carbohydrate binding
Source: RefSeq, a predicted model, not a curated record